Molecule: messenger RNA, 1864 nt
Organism: Bicyclus anynana (squinting bush brown)
Lineage: Eukaryota; Metazoa; Arthropoda; Insecta; Lepidoptera; Nymphalidae
Exons: 2
Coding region: 187-732 (181 amino acids)
Source: RefSeq, a predicted model, not a curated record
AUUCUGUCAACUGUCAUGUUCGGCGGCAAGGCAAAGCAACGGAUAAAUAUAAAUAAUUAACUUUCGUUGAUCGUUCGUAUUCCUUCCUUUUCGUUUCAUUCAAGUUAUUAAUUGAAAGUAACACGUGUUAAAUUUAGCCAGAAUAAAGAUUAAAUGUUUGGCUUUUAGUGAUUUAAUAAAUGAAUUAUGGAAACAUCCAGAUUAGAUACAGAACUACCACAUAAAAUGGCUCAUUUGGAUAUUAUGGAAGUGGAAGAAUCUAGCAUCCAAAAUGUAAUGCCUGAAUCAAGUUCACGUUUAUUGAGAAAACGGAAGUCUGUAGUCCCUGAACCUAGCAAAUUAAGGAAUCGUAGAGUCAGUAUGAAACCCAAAAAACACUUAUCAGAAACAGCCAAUUCUAAACAAGUUGAGGCCUUGUAUCUUAAUAAAAAGAAAAACACACUAACACAAACCUUAGAAACCAUAUAUGAGGAACCUAAGUCAGGUGGUUCAGAUUCUGAACAACUCAUUGGUAAUAGAAAAGUAAAAAGACUGUUGACAUUCCAAAUAGGCAGACACUAUACUAAAGAAAAGAUAAAGAAACGCAGAGCUAAAAUCAAGAAGCUUUUGGGAAACAAAUCAUUCCUGAAUAGAAAAAAAAUACCAAUGGAUGUAUUUUUAAAAACUAUUGAAUGUUUGGAGUUGGAUGAAGUUGUCCAGACUGAGGAAACUGUGGAUAGUAAAUCUGUGUGAGAUAGUAAUAAGCAAAUAUGAAUCAGCAUUUAGUAUUUUUAACUUUGCCAUGAUUGUCCAGGUCGCUUUUUAUGAGCUAUUGUAGGAUGUUUCAAAGCACAUGGAUGCACAGUAAGUUUGUAUUUUGACAGUCUCUGUGGUGUAGUGGUAUAUUUAAAAGGCCUUGGGUUUAAUCAGCGGCUGGGCUGAUUGAGUAUUUGGUUUUCUUAAUAGGCCCAGUUGGCCAAGACAGGCCAACAGGUUUUAACAGGUUAAUAAUAAUUUUAUUUAUUUCUUUAACCUGUUAAAAUAAACAUCAAAUCAAUUGACAAAAUGUCAUUUACCUAGUGUGUGAUAUCCAACAGUCAGCACCAGAUGAUAUCUUUACAUAAAAUCUUAAUUUUGUGUAUGUCAACUAGCAUAUGUCUAAGAUAGUGAAUUAGCCUGCCAGGUCUGGCUGGUGGGAGAUUAUAGUCAAGGGCUAACUUGUAAAGAAUAAAAAAGAAAUAGAAACUAACUUACUGUGCAUUCUGCUUCUUCCACUGCCACCCACCCCUUCAACGGCUCAAAUCAUAGGGCGACCAAUUACGUCAAGGUUUCUUAUGUGACUAUUACAAUUUUAAACAUACCGUGUCAAAAAAUAUAAAGGUACUGUGUGGGUAAUGCACAGGCACAUUGUUACAUAAUAUAAAAUAUGGUCUACAUAUUAUGGUUAAAAGGGAUUAAACUUUAAGUAUGCCAUAAUCAUCCCACCAUUUGUAAUUUUCUAUUCGAAAUUGCAGCUGAAAGUGAUAUGUAUGAGUAAAGAACACAGAUGAACAAAAAAUAUCUUCUAAUUCUUAAAAAAAAAUGUUAUUUGACAUUUUUUGUUCAUCUCUAGCCUUACAUACCACUUUAAUCAUGUGCUGUGAAAAAAGAUCAAAAUGACGACAGUCGAUUAUGCCAGAUCAGUCCAAUGAAUUAUAUUAGAAAAACUAGCUGGCGCCGCGCGGUUUCACCCGCGUGGUUUCCGUUCCCGUAGGAAUUCGGAGAUAAUAUAUAGCCUAUAGCCUUCAUCGAUAAAUGAGCUACAUAACACUGAAAGAAUUUUUCAAAUCGGUCCAGUAGUUCCUGAGAUUAGCGCGUUCAAUCAAACUAACAAACAAACUCUUCA